This is a messenger RNA of Hydatigera taeniaeformis, 774 nucleotides long. The record is from the annotation of a GenBank genome assembly. NCBI's taxonomy places the organism in Eukaryota, Metazoa, Platyhelminthes, Cestoda, Cyclophyllidea, Taeniidae.
AUGAAUGCUGGGCGCAUUGGGGUUGCCGACGGGUGCCCUGUUGCUGCAGCUGCUGCUGCCGCUGCUACCUGCCUCCGUCCCAGUUGCCAAUUUUUCGUGUCGUGGAAGAAUGUUUGGAAGGAGCCAUGUCGUGGCUCUACUUUGCGCUAUCGUCUGAUGAUUGACCGCGAACGCGUGCUUCAAUUCAUCCUCCGUCUUUCUGUCCGCUUUACUGCCUUCAUCAACAAGGCUCUCUUCCUCCUCCUCCUCCUCCUCCUCCUCCUGCUCUCCUUCCUCCCAUCUGCUCCCAUAUUCUUCCAAUCAUCAUCUUGUUGGCAUGGUGGUGGUGGUGGUGGUGGUGGUGGUGGUGAUGACGGUCAUCUAUCGACCGGUCUCCCAACGCGAGAGAGCGAUCGAGCGAAAGAGGAGGAGGAGGAGGAGGAGGAGAAGAAUAUUAUAACGAUGGAGAAGAAUGCUGCUAGGUGGAUGGAUUUCUGCGAUGUCGUGGGGCAAGGCUUGUGGAUUCAUAAAUUGAAGGCAUGGCGCAUUGGAGGAACGUCGGGCAUCAAUGCGUGGGUGCUAAUGGUAAAGGUAUCCGUUGGACUUCAACCGUGGUACUCCUCGGCGGCGGCGGUGUCGUCGUCGUCGCAACGAAGGGUUGUUGAGACGACGAUGGGUCUUCUGUUGGUGUGGAGUUGUGUGGCCUUGGUGCUUGUGCGCUGCGACCUUGCAUUGAGUAUUUGGACGGCGCCAGUCCCACUCGGCGGUGUAAGUAGUGCAGUUGUGGGUUGUUGA